Molecule: messenger RNA, 1268 nt
Organism: Striga asiatica
Lineage: Eukaryota; Viridiplantae; Streptophyta; Magnoliopsida; Lamiales; Orobanchaceae
Source: the annotation of a GenBank genome assembly
AUGGCACCUAACCUUAUCACUAUAAAAACCAACUCUAAUAAUAAUAGCUCAUUCGUCUCACCACGCAACUACCUCGACAGCAUCCCCGCAGCAGCGCCGUUGGGACUUUUGGGGGAAUCUUUGAGAAAGGAGGGAGCAAACAGAGAGAAUUCGAUUACUUCAAGCUCGCCCUCCAAUGGCCUGGCACAUACUGCCGGAGAACUCGCCGGUGCUGCUCCUCCAAUGGCUGCUGUCGAGGGUACGUAUUCUCUUCGCUCUAAUGGGCCAACAGGAUUUACGAUCCAUGGACUUUGGGCAGAUUAUAAUGAUGGAACCUGGCCUUCAUGUUGUAGUGGGAAAAAAUUUGAUGCCAAAGAGAUUUCUACAUUGCUUGAUGCUUUGAAUAAGUAUUGGCCAUCGUUAAGCUGUGGUUCCUCGUCAAACUGCCACGGUGGAAAAGGGUUAUUUUGGGAACACGAGAUUCUCCCUUUUCAGCACUUGAGGUUUGAAAUCUUAAAAAAACAUGGAACUUGUUCAUAUUCAGUUACUGGAGAUGAAUACAAUUACUUCUUGACAGCACUUAAUGUUUACUUCAAAUAUAAUGUCACUGAAGUUCUGAGAGAAGCUGGGUAUGUAGCAUCUAAUUCUGAAAAGUAUCCUUUGGGAGGCAUUAUCACAGCCAUUCAAAAUGCUUUCCAUACAACCCCUCAACUCGAAUGCUCGGGUGAUGCCUUGCAGGAACUUUACAUAUGUUUCUAUAAGGACUUCUCGCCUCGGGAUUGCGCAGCUGGUGCAAACACUGAAAGUGACACAGUCAGUUCGAGCAAGUCGUGCCCCAAAUACAUUAGCUUGCCAGAAUAUGUGUCACUGAUACUUGGGAACAAUGGAACUGAAGUCUCAGAGUCUACUUUACAAUCCUCCAUCUGAGUGAGUUGUUUGAUUGGAAACCCAAGUCUGGCUGCGCAUAUUCUCCAUUGGGGAAAUUAUCUACUGUAAAUUAUGCCAAUUUUUAGGCUCUAAAUAUUUGAUGAAAAUUCAGCUAAAAUAAUGGUGCGAGGAUAUUCAAUGCUCGUUGACUGCAGUUGGAGUUAGUAAAUAUGUUCUGUUUUAUGCAAUGGAUUGAUGUGAAUUAUGAUGAAUUCUGUAUCUUUCACUGAUCACUGAUGUAUGAUUUUCUCCGGUCACAUAACCAUUUCAUGUUGCCAAUUUACCACAAAGAAGCAUGCCCAAAACUCGAAAAAAAUAUGAGAGAAAUGAAGAGAAAUUUGAACCUGAGACUUUGGCUAUAC